This is a messenger RNA of Pseudovirgaria hyperparasitica, 1509 nucleotides long. RefSeq names its product alpha/beta-hydrolase. The transcript has 9 exons. Lineage: Eukaryota; Fungi; Ascomycota; Dothideomycetes; Acrospermales; Acrospermaceae. The coding region runs from base 1 to 1206 and encodes 401 amino acids. The record is from RefSeq and is a predicted model, not a curated record. Gene Ontology annotation, molecular function: hydrolase activity.
AUGCUCCUCGCGUUUGCUCCAGUUUUAAGUCGUAUACUAGCCGAUAUCAAGCCUCGGCUGCGAUAUCCGAGGACGAACGACUCCUCACCUUGCAUCUUGACUGUUCGUCUUGCCGGCAUAGGCCGCUCGUCAGAUGAUUCGAGCCAGUCUUAUAGUCACCCAACAAGCUACAACAUGCCUGCACGCACAAGCAUCAAGCCUAUCAAGCCGUACUCUGAUCCGCGAGUCCAGCACAAGACUGCUGUGCUCAACGGUCAAACUUACCAUUACCUGUUCGGGAGACCCUAUAAUGGGCCUGUGAGAGGGACUAUUUUCCUAGUACAUGGGUGGCCGGACUUGGCCAUAGGAUGGCGGUACCAAAUCCCGUUCCUGUUGGAAAUGGGAUUUGUGGUUGUUGCUGCUGAUAUGAUGGGAUAUGGGGGCACAGAUGCUCCUAAGGUUCCGCCGAAUGAUAUCCGUCUCUAUUCCUUGAAAAGAGCAUCCGAUGAUCUUGCUGAGCUAGCAAAACAGCUCGGUGUGAAGAAAUUAGUCCUCGGUGGCCAUGAUUGGGGUGGUAUGGUCGUCUGGCGAAUGGUUCAUUUCCAUCCAGAACUUGUGACGCACGUCUUUGCGAUCUGUACUCCCUACGCAGCGCCGCAAAAAGAAUAUGCGUCUAUUGAGAGCUUGGUUGACGGAGUCUUGCCGCAAUUUGCUUAUCAGAUUCAUCUGAGGAGUCCGGAAGUAGAAGGGAAGAUCAACACUCGCGAGCAAAUCAGACACUUCAUUGACGGUCUUUAUGGCGCCUCGGGACCAAACGCCGAGCUUGCUUUCGAUCCAUACAAAGGCGUACUUUUCGAGAACCUGCCGAAGUUACAAAGGGGACCUCUGCUCAGCGAUCAGGAGCUUGAUUACUAUACUGAGCAGUAUAGUCGUACCGGUCUCCAUGGUCCAGUGAGUUGGUACCGUGCGAGAGAGGUCAAUUGGGAGGAGGAGCAAAUUCUGCUGAAGAAGCCAACGGUCGAGGUGCCUACGCUAUUUGUGCAGGCCAAUCGAGACUCGGUUCUGUUUCCAGAGAUGUCGAGGUACAUGGAGAAGUAUUUGAAAGACUUAACUAGAGGAGAGGUGGAUGCUGGACAUUGGGUGCUGAUAGAGAAGCCUGACGCGGUCAACGCGCUCAUCAAAGAGUGGCUUGAGAAAGUAUUCCUAGGAGGUAGAAGCACCCUGUAGGUUUCGAACGAGGGGCUCCAAUAAGGCCAAGCUCUGCACGAAACAUCGAGCCAUUGAUCUGAGCAGAGGAGCUCAUCAGUGCGGGAGAGAGCCAAUAGCUUUGUGAAGUAAAAAUUGUAAACUGGUAGUGGAGUUCGAGGCAUACAAAUAGACGUCAUGGCCUGUAAACCAAGCAUGCUGCUCCUGUAGACUAAUCCUUCCGAUGCAUGAAUGCUACUGAUCUGGAGAACCGUGCGCACCAGCCAAUGGCCUCCGGGCAGCACUGCCAGCACAUUGAUUGAUGUUAUGGUCACGCCUUUGUGC